AUGGUCAAUAAGCUUAGAUCCGGCGACGAGUAUGAUUUAAUUAUCGUUGGCGGCGGUGCGACAGGAACAGGUUGUGCCGUGGAUGCUGCGUCACGCGGCCUCAAGGUCGCAUUGGUCGAGCGUGAUGACUUUGCAUCGGGCACCUCGUCACGGAGUACAAAACUAGUGCACGGCGGUGUGAGGUACCUCGAAAAGGCAUUCAAGGAACUCGAUUAUGACCAAUACAAGCUCGUCAAGGAAGCAUUGCACGAACGCAAGGCUUUCUUACAUAUCGCCCCGCAUCUCUCAUUUGAGUUGCCCAUCAUGAUUCCCAUCUACAAGUGGUGGCAGGCACCUUAUUUCUGGGCCGGUACCAAGAUGUACGAUUUCCUGGCUGGUUCUGAGAAUAUGAGCAGUUCCUACUACAUGACCAAGUCUCGCGCAAAGUCAACAUUCCCUAUGCUCAAGGCAGAUAACUUGGUUGGUGCUCUCGUCUACUUUGAUGGUCAGCACAACGAUUCCCGCAUGAAUGUCGGUUUGGCCGUCACUGCAAUUGACCAAGGUGCAGAUGUCGUCAACCACACUGAAGUCACGAGUCUCAGCAAGGAUGCAUCUGGCAAGCGAUUGAAUGGAGUACGCGUCAAGGAUUUGAUUACCGGUGAGAGUUACGACAUUAAGGCUAAAGGCAUCAUCAACGCAACUGGUCCCUUCACAGAUGCAUUACGCAAGAUGGACGACCAGAGUGUCGAUGAAAUUGUCGCUCCUAGUUCAGGCACCCACAUCAUUUUGCCAGGAUACUUUGCACCAGAGUCCAUGGGCUUGCUAGAUCCCAACACCUCAGACGGCAGAGUCAUUUUCUUUUUACCCUGGCAAGGCAACACCAUUGCCGGAACAACCGAUGCCCCCACAAAAGUCAUGGCAAAUCCACUUCCGAAGGAGGAAGAAAUCGAUUGGAUCCUUUCUGAAUGUCGCAACUACCUGAAGCCCACCGUUGAGAUUCGUCGAGGCGAUGUCUUGGCCGCUUGGUCGGGUAUUCGUCCGCUUGUGCGUGAUCCAGCAGCCAAAAACACAGAAUCCCUUGUGCGCAACCAUAUGAUCAAUGUGUCACCUUCUGGUCUACUCACCAUUGCCGGUGGCAAAUGGACUACUUACCGACAAAUGGCAGAAGAGACCAUUGACACUGCCAUCAGCGAAUACUCUCUCCAACCGAAAUUGGACCACUGCGUUAGUGAAAACGUGCGCUUGAUUGGUGCAGAGUACUGGCACCCACUGCUCUACAUCAACUUGGUCCAACAAUUUGGCUUGGAAACCGAUGUUGCAAAACACUUGUGUGAAUCCUAUGGUGACCGUGCCUUUGUUGUCGCGUCACUCGCUGAGCAAACUGAAGCACGUUGGCCAAUCAGGGGGAAACGAUUGUCAACGUCGUAUCCGUUUGACGAGGCAGAAAUUCGAUAUGCUGUGCGUCAUGAGUAUGCGCAAUCUGCUAUGGAUGUCCUUGCUCGGCGGACACGACUUGCAUUUUUGAAUGCACAAGCGUCCUUGGAGGUUCUACCGCGUGUGAUUGAUAUCAUGACGGAGGAACUAUCGUGGUCCAAGGCGCGUCGAGAGCAAGAAUGGACAGAUGGUGUUCAAUUCUUGUUGACGAUGGGACUUCCUGCGAUUCGCGAAAACAUCACAAGAAAGGAAGUCGAGAGUGGCAAAACGAGGGUAAUGAAGGCCGGCGAGUAUAAGCUGUACUCAAGGGCAGAUGGUCCGGAGGGAAUUGAUGUGAAUCAAGAUCUUGCAACGGCCAAUAGCCCGCAAGUCGAGAAGGAGAAGGAGAAGGUCGGAUACAGUGUGUAA
Protomyces lactucae-debilis is the source of this 1821-nucleotide messenger RNA. Its product is annotated as FAD dependent oxidoreductase-domain-containing protein. Gene Ontology annotation, biological process: glycerol-3-phosphate metabolic process. Bases 1 to 1821 code for a protein of 606 amino acids. Gene Ontology annotation, molecular function: glycerol-3-phosphate dehydrogenase (quinone) activity. The record is from RefSeq and is a predicted model, not a curated record. Lineage: Eukaryota; Fungi; Ascomycota; Taphrinomycetes; Taphrinales; Protomycetaceae. The transcript has a single exon. Gene Ontology annotation, cellular component: mitochondrion; glycerol-3-phosphate dehydrogenase (FAD) complex.